This is a messenger RNA of Vitis vinifera (wine grape), 2474 nucleotides long. RefSeq names its product probable methyltransferase PMT8. The transcript has 9 exons. NCBI's taxonomy places the organism in Eukaryota, Viridiplantae, Streptophyta, Magnoliopsida, Vitales, Vitaceae. Gene Ontology annotation, cellular component: cytoplasm; endosome; trans-Golgi network. The record is from RefSeq and is a predicted model, not a curated record. Gene Ontology annotation, molecular function: methyltransferase activity. Bases 409 to 2271 code for a protein of 620 amino acids.
CUGCGAAAAUCAACUGUUGCAACUGCUGCUCAGGAGUUGCUGCCAUUUCCUGAACUGCAGAAUGCUUUUGGGCAUCGAUUUUUUGUUGCAGAUCUGCGGGUUGGGAGUGAUUCCAUUGUUUGGGCAUUGUUUGGUUGCCAUUUUGGGUGCACAUUUUUCUUUGUUUUGGAAAGAAUAUUUGCAUUGGUUUAGGCCUUUUUUUCCAACAGUUGUUGGGGAUCGGUUGGUGAUGGGGAAGAUCGGGUUUUGUGUUCUUAAUUUUUGAAGUGAAACAUUGAAUUAAUGAGUUUGGCUUGAAAUUCAUUGUGGGUCCAUCCUCUGCCAUCAAUUACUCUACAUUGGAAGUUCCAAUUUUGAUCUUCCUCAGGCCAAGAGAGAAUAUCUGUUUAUCUUUUAGCUCUAACUAAAAUGACGAGGGGAAGGGCUGAUGGAGGUCACAAGAAGCGGUUGGUUACUUCACUACUGAUUUUGGUCAUCUGUGUUUGUUUUCUUUAUGUGUACUCUCGGAACCGUGGUCCGUCGGCUCUGGAGUAUGGCAGUAAAUCUUUGAGAAAACUUGGGUCUUCUUACUGGGGUGGUGAUGAAGGGACUGAUAUUGGUGGCAAGCAAUAUGAAUCUUCCAACAAAUUUGGCGAAGGAGGAGAAAAUGAUGCUAUACUAAAGAGCAUUCCUGUUUGUGAUGAUCACCAUUCAGAGUUGAUUCCUUGCCUAGACAGGCACUUUAUAUACAAAACAAAGUUGAAGUUGGAUUUGUCUUUGAUGGAGCACUAUGAGAGACAUUGCCCACCACCUGAAAGGCGCUAUAAUUGCUUGAUUCCUCCUCCAGCAGGGUACAAGGUCCCAAUCAAGUGGCCUAAAAGCAGAGAUGAGGUGUGGAAAGCCAAUAUACCUCAUACCCACCUUGCAACUGAGAAGUCUGACCAGAACUGGAUGGUUGUCAAAGGUGAAAAGAUUGCAUUUCCUGGUGGUGGAACUCAUUUUCAUUAUGGAGCUGACAAGUAUAUUGCCUCAAUUGCAAAUAUGCUCAACUUUCCAAAUAAUAAUUUAAACAAUGGAGGAAGGAUCCGCACAGUCCUUGAUGUCGGUUGUGGAGUGGCAAGUUUCGGAGCAUAUCUUCUUUCAUCUGAUAUCAUUGCAAUGUCUUUAGCACCCAACGAUGUGCAUCAAAACCAAAUCCAGUUUGCCCUAGAGAGAGGAAUUCCGGCAUAUCUUGGUGUUUUAGGGACAAAAAGACUCCCUUAUCCAAGUAGAUCUUUUGAACUUGCACACUGUUCUCGUUGUAGGAUUGAUUGGCUUCAAAGGAAUGGGAUCCUUCUACUUGAGCUAGAUAGGUUACUUAGACCAGGUGGCUAUUUUGCUUACUCAUCUCCUGAAGCCUAUGCCCAGGAUGAAGAGGAUCUGAGAAUAUGGAGAGAGAUGAGUGCCCUUGUAGAACGUAUGUGUUGGAAAAUAGCUGCAAGAAGGAACCAAACUGUUAUUUGGGUCAAACCUCUAACUAAUGACUGUUACAUGAAAAGGGACUCUGGUACUCAACCUCCUCUCUGCAGAUCUGAUGAUGAUCCAGAUGCUGUGUGGGGUACACCUAUGGAAGCUUGCAUCACACCUUACUCUGACCAAAACCAUCAAACAAGAGGUAGUGGAUUGGCUCCUUGGCCAGCUCGAUUAACUGCUCCUCCUCCUCGUCUAGCUGAUUUUGGCUAUACCAGUGACAUGUUUGAAAGGGAUACGGAAGUUUGGCAACAAAGGGUUGACAAUUACUGGAAUAUUUUGGGUGCAAAGAUCAACCCUGAUACUUUGAGGAACUUGAUGGACAUGAAAGCAAGCAUGGGAUCAUUUGCAGCUGCUCUGAAAGACAAAAAUGUGUGGGUGAUGAAUGUGGUUGCAGAAGAUGGACCCAACACUCUCAAGAUAAUAUAUGACAGAGGCCUGAUAGGCACUAUUCAUAACUGGUGUGAAGCCUUCUCAACCUACCCACGAACCUACGACCUACUCCAUGCCUGGACCGUCUUCUCUGAUAUAGAGCGAAAUGGGUGUAGUGCAGAGGAUUUACUGAUUGAAAUGGACCGCAUCCUAAGGCCAACAGGGUUCGUGAUCAUCCGUGAUAAGCGAGCAGUGGUAGAAUUCAUAAAGAAGCACCUAACAGCAUUACACUGGGAAGCAGUGGGAACAGCAGAUUCAGAAGAAGACCCAGAUCAGGAUGAGGAUAAUAUUGUGUUGAUCAUCCAAAAGAAGAUGUGGCGUACAAGCCAUAGCCUCAGGGAAUCUUUGUAAUGUAGGCUUCUUCAUGAAUGCUCAAUUGCCUAUUUUCUCUUCUUUUAUCAUUUGAUGGAUUUUUUUUUUUUUUUUUUGUCUAUUUAUUUAUUUUCUCCGGUCCUCAACUUUGUAAGCUUAUCAUUUUUUUCCUCACUGAUUGAAACAAAGAGGACAUAAGUGGAAAUAAGAAAAUUUGCAUUAUUUUUUUCUUUUGAAAGAAA